Molecule: messenger RNA, 5660 nt
Organism: Platichthys flesus (European flounder)
Lineage: Eukaryota; Metazoa; Chordata; Actinopteri; Pleuronectiformes; Pleuronectidae
Gene: dgke
Product: diacylglycerol kinase, epsilon
Exons: 11
Coding region: 463-2193 (576 amino acids)
Molecular function (GO): ATP-dependent diacylglycerol kinase activity
Source: RefSeq, a predicted model, not a curated record
CCUGUUAUUCCCAGUCCAGAAAUCCGGAGGAAACGAUCAACCAAGAGAAGAGGGUCACACUGGGAAACAACCAAUCUGAAUACAGAUAGUGUCAGAACUUUUGAUUACCCCAUGAAUCUUCACGACCCCUCAGAUUGACCUCAGUGAAGUAAAGGGAUCAGAACAGGGGCUGUAGUCACGUGGGUUCGCCGCUGUGCGGAUGUGCUGUGGCGACUCAUCUUGACGAGUAAACACUCUCUGACGAAGCUACGUUAGCGAGUAGCUCCCGUGUUCAGCUCCACCUCGUUUCCUCUCUGCUCACCGAGCAUCAUCCUCUGGGUCCUGUCGGUGUGUGUAAACAUGGAGGGGCCGUGCAGUGCGUCCGGUGUGCGGCCGCUGGUGUCUACAGAGCUCUCUUCCUCCUCCUCCUCCUCCUCCCCACUGGUCUCCUCUCGUUAGCAUCCUCACCGUCCAGCAGCAGUGAUGCACAGGGAGGGGGACGAGGCGCAGGACGACUGCGGCUCCCGGGAGGAGUGGACCCUGCUCUUCUGGACCUCUGUGGCCGUCAUCGUCCCGGUGGUCAUCACGCUGUGGUGCAGCACCCAGCGCUCCAAGCGGAGGACGCACAUGAAGGAUUUCUUUCGCAAGAGCAAGCACGGCUGGCACUACACCGACCUGUUCACCAAGCCCACCUACUGCUGCGUCUGCUCCCAGCACAUCCUGCACGGGGCGUUCUGCGACUGCUGCGGCGUGUGCGCAGACGACCAGUGCCUGCGCCGGGCCGACCGGAGCCUGCCCUGCAAGGAGAUCAUGGGCCCCUGCAGCCCGGACGGAGCCAUGGAGCACCGCUGGGUCCGCGGGAAUGUGCCCCUCGCUAGUUACUGCCGUGCGUGCAAACAGCAGUGUGGAACCCAGCCGAAGCUCUGCGACUUCAGGUGUGUGUGGUGUCAGACCACGGUGCACGACGACUGCAUGGACAGCCUGGCGGGAACCGACCUGUGUGACCUGGGCGAGUUUCACAGCCUGAUCAUCCCUCCUCACUACCUCCUCUGUGUCAACAAACUCCGCUGCAGGCAACCCGAGGAGUACAGCAAGCUGGCGUCUUCCUGCGGCAGUGGCUGGACUCCAGUGUUGGUCUUGGCUAACACACGUAGCGGUAACAACAUGGGGGAAGCGCUGCUGGGAGAAUUUCGCUCCAUCCUUAACCCAGUGCAGGUGUUUGACCUUUCUGAGCUGACUCCCUCUAAAGCCCUCCAGUUGUGCACCCUACUGCCCCCCGGCAGCGUCCGGGUGCUGGUGUGUGGAGGUGAUGGCACGGUGGGCUGGGUGCUGGAUGCCAUCGAUACCAUGAAGCUAAAGGGCCAAGACCAGUUUGUCCCAAGGGUGACCAUCCUGCCCCUGGGCACAGGAAAUGACCUCUCCAACACUCUGGGCUGGGGCGCUGGGUAUGCUGGGGAGAUUCCUGUGGAACAGGUUCUCCGUAACAUCCUUGAUGCGGAGUUGGUCAAAAUGGACAGAUGGAAAGUGCAGGUUGCUUCUAAAGUCCUCUACUUUCGUAAACCAAAGGUUCUGUCCAUGAACAACUACUUCUCUGUGGGGCCCGACGCUCUGAUGGCUCUGAACUUUCACACACACCGGGAGAAAACACCGUCCUUCUUCUCCAGCCGCAUCAUCAACAAGGCCGUGUAUUUCCUGUAUGGCACCAAAGAUUGUUUAGUGCAGGAAUGUAAGGAUCUGGAUAAGAGGAUUGAGUUGGAGUUGGAUGGGGAGAGGGUGGCGCUGCCCAGUCUGGAGGGCAUCAUCGUCUGUAACAUCGGCUACUGGGGUGGAGGCUGCAGACUCUGGGAGGGUAUGGGGGAUGAACCCUGCCCACCCACAAGAUUGGAUGAUGGCCUGAUGGAGGUGGUGGGUGUGUUUGGCUCCUUCCACUGUGCUCAGAUCCAGGUCAAGCUGGCCAACCCUGUGCGGCUGGGACAAGCCCACACUGUCAGGCUGGUUCUCAAGAGCUCCAAGAUGCCCAUGCAGGUGGAUGGAGAGCCUUGGGCCCAGGGCCCCUGCACCAUCACCAUCACCCAUAAGACCCAGGCCCUCAUGCUGUAUCACAGCAGCGAGCAGACAGACGAUGACGACGAUGAAUCCAGCUCCUCCGAGGCAGAGAGCCACACCCCUCACGACUCGCCCCGGCCUACAGGGCCAGCCUCCGCUCGUGCAUGACCCAUCACAAGCCUCACGUGAUCUGAAGCUCUUCUUAUCUUAAGUUUUUGUCUUCUGUCUUAAGCCCAGUUUCUAUUAAUCCCUCUUCUCCAAGGGCACUUGAUUGACCCCCUCUAAGAUCCUUGAAAAAAGCUUUAUCCUCGAGUCAUGUCCAUGGAAAUAGAUGUUGUAAGUUUCCUGUGUCAUCAUUUCAGAUCCUUUCAGAGAGAUGCAGGUUUUAGAGAAUUUUCUUUGUAAGUGGGCUGGUGCGAGUUAUUUUUCAGUUCCAUCCACACUCCACUUAUCCUGUAACCCAGAGCUCAGGCAGUUCCUCUCCACAGGGGCAGUCAGUAGGAGAGGAAUGUUACAGAGAAAGAUUGCCAUUUAUUUGCACUGAUCCCUUCUGCCAUAGAUAUGUAUAGUCAGCUAUACUAUAUUUAUUAUAUUGUAUUUACCAUUGAAUGCCCAGUGCAGUACUGCAGGUAUCAGUAAGCCAUUUUUUACUACUUAUCCAGGUUGAAUUGACUAAUUCCCCUCAAAGCCAUGUCUAAUUUAUCAGCAGCUGGUGGUAAUAUAGUGGACAGCAGUACUGUUAUGUGGAGGAUUUGCUGGAGGUUGCCUACAUGCAAGUUAUUGUACAUUAAUCAUAUUUUGUUACACAAAAGAAGCACAAACAACACAGCUUUCUAGUGGGUGAUGAGUAAAACAUCUGUUAAUUCAACUGAUAGUCAUUGAUUUUUAGUGUCUCCUACAUUUGUCACCCUGGGUAAGGCUUUGAACUGUGUCUGCAGGAUACAAGGUUUUUAAAUCUGGAGCAAUGUUCCACCUGUAAUGUGUCAAUCACUGGACAUCCAUCUUGGUUUGUUUACUUCAUGAUGCUCUGUCCCAAGUUGCUCCCCCACAAACUGCUGGAUGACACUUCAGUCUUCAAACUAUAUCUCGCUUACCUGUAAGGGCCAGAGCAAACAGGCCGACUUGUUGGGGUUUAUUUUGAAAGUACUGCCAAGUAACUACUGUUCAGAGGAUCCUCUUUGCCUUCAUGUAAAAGCUUCUCCGCCUGUUGCCAUACUGUAUUAUGUUUUUAUAUCUGACACUGACAAAUACCUUACAUUGCUUAGAACGUAGGCACAUACAUGAAACCAUACUGCUGACCUUAUGUUUCUGCCGAUAGUGAUAACUGCUGAUGAGAUUAUGCUGUGUCAUGUUGUUUUACAUUAUUCAAGUCGCACUCUUGUAUUUCAUUAUUUGUGUAUUACCAAAUAGUCACCACAAGGUGUUGGAUUAUUUCAAAAAAGUAUAGAGAGGUGGAGUAGAAUUGAGUUUCAGAAUCAAACCUUUACGCUUCACUAUUAUUACACUGUUUGUGGGGCUGCACAAUAUAUCUAAAAUGUGUUGCUGUGGAGCCGUCCAAGGUCCCUGCAGCCGGAGCCAAGUGGAAUGGAAAUAAUAUCGUCAUCGCGAUAUUCAACGUUAUCGCAUGUUUUUUCUAAUAUCGUGCAGCCCUACUUGUUUGUACUUUUCCGGGUUGUUCAUAUGACAUAGCUCUUCUUGUUAAGUUUUAUUGUUGCAUCUGUCCUGUAUUCAGUUUGUUAAGCAGCCGUCCUGUAAGGAAAAUAUUUUUGCCAUUCAAGGUGAUCCUGUUUUUUGCAGAAUGCCUGUUGCUCACAUCCAUAUGAGAAAUGUUUCAGUAUAAUUUUUGUUUGUGUUUGUCAAGAACCCUGAGCCAUCCUGCUGCUCAUUUGGCUGAACAGGGAUCAGUUAUUAGCCACGUGAUGCCUAUGCUUUUGGAAUAUGCACCUCUUUAGCAGGUAACUAAGUCCUGGUGUCAUCACCCUCUGUUUGGUGAAUGUCUUCUCGCUCACAGACACCAGAUUGACCUCUUACCUGAUCAUCCAUGUUUACCAGACGUGCUUGUGAUGUGUUAUGUUGCUCCGAUGUAACUGGGAUUUAUUGGCAGGUUUUAAGCCACACCAGCAGCAUGGUUCUAGCUGGACACACUGUUUUAGAGUGGAUUUUCGCAAUAACUGCAGGACCACGAGCGAGUGCUAAUAUCUAUACUUAAAUUCAAACGAUCUGGAUUUAGGUAUAGAUAUUGGUGGUCCUUGGAAAUCAAAUCCUUGUGAUUUUUCUUUUCAAACAUUUAGGCUCACGUUACUUCAGAACUACUAUCAAAAUUUCUUAGUCUCCACUGUAGUGUAACACUGAUGCUAGAUAGCAUACUAACAAUGCUUAAUAUUAGCAUCCGUACUUUGCAUAUGUCACAUGAUACACGUGACAUGCUAUUCGUCCAGCUUUCAGGUCAAAUCAGAGUUGGGCCUAAAUACUGUGGUUAAAAAAUACAGUUUAAAAUUGUGGGUAUAAUUUGUUUUGAAUUAUGUGUAAUGUGAAAUGGUUUGUUAUGGUUAUUAACCUGGAUAGAAUUGCAGCUAACUUUAAAGUUUCCUUUAAAGCUCUCUUAUCCUUACCACAAUUUAGCUGUUUUGUUUAAAUCUCCCUACUCUCAAUAAUCUUUGUUUCUAGCAGCAGCAGACGCUGUUGUACGUAAAAUCCCUCUGAUACACCCGCUGUACACCCAUGCCCCAAACACAGAGUAGCUGGUCAGCACCUGGCUUUUCUGCAAGCUCAGUAGCUAAACAGCAAGGAGGUGGUGGAGACCAAAACAUAGUUAAAGUGUGGUGGAUAUUUGUUAGAUAUCCAGAAACAGGACUUCAAAUCGUUGACAAUACCACUGAUAGUGCACAUGCUCUUUGUUUGCUAACAUAUUUUCCUGUCAACUUUAAUGUGUUUGGAGUAGGAAGCCAAUAGAAAACAAAAACCUGGCCAACACAGCUUUGAACUGAUAAAAGAUGAUAAUGGUGACACCAAGGGUUGCUAGUGUGGCUAAUAACUGUCUGUUUAAUAUUAUUUGUUAAAACUUUGUCACAUACGGUUGGGCUUCUGCUUUGAAAGUCAGUUGUUACUCACAUGUUGCUUUGUUGUGCAUAGCCAAAUGUGUAUAUUAUUGUUAAAAGCUUUGUGUAUGAUUUAGGGGGAUCUAUUGGUGAAAAUGAAAUAUAACAUUCACAACUAUGCUUUCUGUAGUGUAAAAAUCCCCUGAAAGAAAUUGUUGCCAAUGCCCUCACCAAUAGAUGCCACUAAACCCUGCUCAAUGAACCUUUAAAUAUUUGAAUGUUUACUUUGUUACUGUCAAAUAUCUAAAAAAAGAGAAUCUACAGUCUGAUGAGUGUCAAACAUUUCAUGAUUUCAUGUGUUCCAUGACCAGGUCGUAAGAAGCGUGAUGUCGCCUCUACUAAACACAGAUGAAAAUCCAUAGACACUGUUUCUUGCAAAGGAGAAGCUUUUAUUGGUAAAAAUUGUGUCAAUCAUAGAUGUUUACAAAGAUGGUAUAAGAGGGUUUACUGAAUUUGCUAAAUCACAGAUCUUGAACUGAAUGUAAUGAAGCAGUAUUUUGAGUUUGAAGACAUUCUCUUAAAUAUUUUCAUAUAUAA